Messenger RNA from Nerophis ophidion (straightnose pipefish), 2973 nucleotides. RefSeq lists its product as uncharacterized. Gene Ontology annotation, molecular function: 2 iron, 2 sulfur cluster binding. The record is from RefSeq and is a predicted model, not a curated record. The coding region runs from base 149 to 544 and encodes 131 amino acids. Lineage: Eukaryota; Metazoa; Chordata; Actinopteri; Syngnathiformes; Syngnathidae. The transcript has 3 exons.
CAUUGCGCGUUCAUGUGUGAGAACUCCUGUCACGUGACACCCCCGACCACUAUGCUAGCCUCGUAAAAGAACUAAGAACACAUUUGUUAUGGAAAUAGAGAUAAGUGGGAGAUUUCGACCUUAUAAAACCUAGCGAGGCUGUUUUUUAAUGGCGUCAUUCCCCGCCGAUAAAGAGCGCAGCGUCGCAUGGCGACACAUCGGCGCUGCCUCGGAGCUCUCCAGGAAGAGAUGCCGACUGAUGUACUCUCCCCUCGGCCCUCAGUCGGACGUGUGCCUCUUCUUCGCGAAAGGGGAGUUCUUCGCCAUGGACGCCCGCUGUCCACACGCCGGAGGUCCUUUAUGUGAGGGCGACAUUGAGGAAGCUGAUGGGAUCCUGCGUGUCUUCUGUCCAUGGCAUGACUACGACUUUGAACUCAGGACUGGGUUGUCAGGGACAUCACUAAAGCAACAAGUGCACGAGGUCAAACUGGAGGACGGUGACGUGUACGUGAAGCAUGCAAGCUGUCUCUCACUGCAGCCAUUUCCUGUCCAUCAGAAGACCUGAGCUUCAUCACUUUCAUCUACCUUCGUCACGCCGCCAAGUAUCUUGAUUAUCGGGACGUCAAGUCAGUAGCGAGCACAUUCAGGGUUUUUAUUAGACAUCCCCUCCACCCCCUCCCCACAAAUCUUAGCCAUCUGAACACAUUACUGAGUCCUAUCUCUCAGUUUUUUUUCAGACUUUGUACUUUGAUUGCAAAAGAACUCAGGCAGUGACCAUAUCUGAGUUGUUUUAAGGAAAUAUCAGUACCGUAUUUUUCGGACUAUAAAUCACAUUUUUUUUCAUAGUUUGGAUGGGGGUGCGACAUGUACUCUGGAGCGACUUAUGUGUGAAAUUAUUCACACAUUACCGUAAAAUAUCAAAUGAUAUUAUUUAUCUCAUUCGCGAACGAGACUAAGAAAAUGUCAGCAAUCGUCACACACACGUCAGCAAUCGUCACAUACACGUCCACCAAUAAGAAUUCUGCGGGGUAAGGUCAUGGCAGAAGUGCAUAGUGGGUCAUGGAAUGCUAACUCCUGUAUGAUAUAUGCCACUGCGUUGGCGGUAAUUUAUAAAAACUGAGAAGGGCUGAACAAAAAUGGCACCGAACAGGAAAUUAUGUACUGCAGAUUACAAGAUGGACGUAGUGAAAUAUGCAGCAGAAAACGACAAGAGGAAGCGGCGCAUACCUUUGGAGUUGGCAGAGUUGUUUAGAAGCGACAUCGAGGAAGAAGAUUUCAUCGGAUUUCUCGAUUAGGAGUGACAGAUUGUUUGGUAAACGUAUAGCAUGUUAUAUAUGUUAUAGUUAUUUGAAUGACUCUUACCAUAAUAUGUUACAUUAACGUACCAGGCACCUUCUCAGUUGGUUAUUUAUGCGUCAUAUAAGGUACACUUAUUCAGCCUGUUGUUCACUAUUAUUUAUUUAUUUUAAAUUGCCUUUCAAAUGUCUAUUCUUGGUGUUGGAUUUGAUCAAAUAAAUUUUCCCCAAAAAUGGGACUUAUACUCCCGUGCGAAGUAUAUAUGUUUUUUUCCGUCUUUAUUAUGCAUUUUCGGCCGGUGCGACGCAUACUCCGGAGCGAUUUAUAAUCCGAAAAAUACGGUAAAUUGUUUUAAUAUAAACACACCAGCUGCUCACUUUUCAGACAAAACUUGAACUCUGAAUCCAAUAUGCUGUACUUCCUCAUGUUUUUACCUCACAUUUUAAGCCUGAUUGCAUCAGUCAUGGUAUUAGCCAGAGUUAGGUAUACUCUUGAUGAAUCCAGAUUUAUCCCAGGGCAAGGUACAGUCUGUCUACUCCAAGCUAUAUACGCAUAUUUGGGGUAUAUUUUCACCUAGUUUAGACCCUCAGCGUUAGUAUUUACUGUAUUCUGGGUUAGUCUCCCAUGCAUUGCAUAUGUUCAGAGUAGGGCUGGGCGAUAUGGCCUUUUUUUAAUAUCUCAAUAUUUUUAGGCCAUAUCGCGAUACACGAUAUAUAUCUUGAUAUUUUGCCUUAGCCUUGAAUUAACACUUGAUACAUAUAAUCACAGCAGUAGGAUGAUUAUAUGUGUCUACAUUAAAACAUUCUUGUUCACACUGCAUUAAUAUAUACUCAUUUUAAACUUUCGUGCAGAGAAGGAAAUCACAACUAAGUCAAUUGACCAAGACUGUAUUUAUUAAACAGUUGUUAGCAGGGGACUUUUUAAUUGAUGCUACAUAUUAGCAGUAAUGCUACUUUUGGUAACAACGCUUGUGUCCCACACUUGACAAAUUGAAGUUGUCUAUUCGACAUAUUCCCGCUUGAAGCCGAACCACCGCCAGACGAUGGACCCCCUGCUGUUUUUCUCUGGAAUGAAUUCUUCCUUCAUUUGUUACCAGAUUCGCAUCUUCUUUUCUCUCGUAUUACCACUCGCACGGCUCCACUAGCAUCACAGCUAACAUUACCCAUGCUGCCACCUCUCUGCCCUGCGAGGGCAUAUACGUAUGUGACGUAUGACGUGACAGUAUGUGGCGUGUGUAAGAAGGUGCGCUUACACUCUGUGAGAAGGAGACACAAGGAGAAGUGUGAAGAGCCUGUAGUGUAAUGCCCGCAGCUUAAAGCAACUGUGUGAGAACGUUUAAUGGAAUAUUACGAUAUAGUAAUUUUCUAUAUCGCACAGAGACAUACCCGCGAUAUAUCGUGUAUAUCGAUAUAUCGCCCAGCCCUAGUUCAGAUACGCAAAAGUUUAGUCUAAUAUUAGACUUAGACAAACUUCAAUGAUCCACAAGGGAAAUUGCUCCACACAGUAGUUCAGUUACAAAGGAUGGAAAGGAUAAUCCACACAAACGUGUGGAUGGACUGCAAAUGUUUGUAAAAUCUUAUUUGGGAUUUUCUUGCUCCAUACAUGCCGUUUUUAGAGAUGACAUUGUAUCAAACCGCCCAAAAAUUGUAGCACAUAAGAAUCCUUCAAGUAAAUUAAAUAUCUUAGACAAACUAUUAA